CAGCACAUAUUAUGUUUUUCACCCUACACUUACUAAGUAGUACUUAUUAGUAGCUCAGAACAUAGACUCUGUAGUAAAAUUUCUGGACUGGAAGCCUCAGCAUUCUGAUUUCUUCACAUGCUGAAUGAGUGUAGUGAAACUGUGCCAUUCAGUGAGGGAACGUGUAGCAAGCACUUCACGUGUAGUAAAUCAUGUCUAUAAAUGUGCUUACUGUGUUAACAGUCUGCUCGUGAGGAGUAGAAAGAUGUGGGCCUUGUCCUCUUUGAGAUUACUUACUGUUGAGAGAACCAUUACAGAAUUAUGUAAUUAUUUAAUUACAUAUGCAAUAAAUUGUUCAAAACCUUCAAGGCUGCAGCAGAGGAACACGGAUGUCAUUUUUCCUUACUUCAGGGGCUUUCAGUGUGACAUUUUCCUCCAUGGAAAGCAGUUGGCUAAAAUUCAAAAGCUUGAAGCAAAACAAAAAACAAAACUCAUAAAAGCCCUAAGCAGAAAGGAAACUGGCUUUUUAGAGGAACUAAGCAGGGGAGUGUGGCUGGGCUGGGAAGGUGCGAGUGAGAGGGAGUGAAAUGAGGUGUACAGCAGAGGCAGAGGCUGCUCUCCUUGAAAUCAGGCCAUGGGAUUUAGCAUCUGUUUCCAUCAAGAGGAAGCUAUUGGAGCGUUUAGAACGGGAACAGUGCAGUGCAGCUCUUGCCUUAGAGAAGCAAUAGUGGUAGAAUUUCAUAAGAAGAUCAAAGACGCCUUUGAAGUGUUUGACCAUGAAACGAAUAAUACAGUAGAUGUGAGAGAGAUUGGGACAAUUAUCAGGUCACUGGGAUGCUGCCCUACUGAAGGAGAGCUACACGAUUUCAUUGCAGAGGUAGAGGAAGAGGAACCAACUGGAUACAUUCGAUAUGAAAAAUUUCUUCCAGUGAUGACCAGAGUACUUCUGGAAAGAAAAUACAGGCCAAUUGCUGAAGAUGUCCUUCUUAGAGCUUUUGAGGUUUUGGAUCCAGCUAAACGAGGAAUUCUGACUAAGGAAGAGCUGGUCAAGUACAUGACCGAGGAAGGUGAGCCUUUUUCUCAAGAGGAAAUGGAAGAAAUGAUAUCUGCUGCAAUUGAUCCUGAAUCAAAUUCCAUCAAUUACAGGGACUACAUAACAAUGAUGGUGAUAGAUGAAAAUUAAAUGCUCCAAAGACUUAA
Messenger RNA from Myodes glareolus (Bank vole), 1179 nucleotides. Lineage: Eukaryota; Metazoa; Chordata; Mammalia; Rodentia; Cricetidae. The record is from RefSeq and is a predicted model, not a curated record.